AUGCUCGCUGAACAGGACGAACUGCGCAAGUUCAUCGAAGAGAACCUCAAAUCCGGCCGCAUCCGCCCGUCCAAAUCACCCAUGGCUUCUCCCUUCUUCUUCAUCAAAAAGAAGGACGGUUCUCUACGCCCCGUUCAGGACUACCGCAAGCUCAACGAGAUGACUGUGAAGAAUCGCUACCCACUACCGCUCAUCCAAGAGCUUCUCGACAAGCUCAAGGGUGCCCGCUAUUUCACCAAGUUGGAUGUUUGCCGGGGAUACAAUAACAUGCGCAUUAAGGAGGGCGACGAGCGGAAGGCCGCAUUCUGCACCAACAUGGGACUCUUCGAACUGACUGUCAUGUUCUUUGGCCUCACCAACUUGCCUGCCACAUUCCAAGCCAUAAUGAACAAGCUAUUCCGUGACCUCAUCCAUGAGGGCGUUGUUGUUGUCUAUCUUGACAACAUUCUCAUUUUCACCAAGAUGCUCGAGGAACAUUGUUGCGUGACACGCAAGGUUUCACGCAUACUACGGGAGAACAAGCUGUAUCUUCAGCCCGAGAAGUGCGAGUUCGAGCAAACCAAAAUCGAAUACCUUGGCAUGAUCGUUGAGGAGGGACAUGUUUGCAUGGAUCCUGCCAAGAUCAAGGCCGUUGCCAAGUGGGCUGUCCCAACACGCAAAAAGGAGCUACAGUCAUUCCUAGGUUUCUACAACUUCUACCACCGCUUCAUCAAGGACUUCAGCCACGUUUCUCGCCCGCUUCAUCGCCUUACCGGAGACGUCCCUUGGGAAUGGGGCAUUGAACAACAGCUCGCAUUCGAGGAACUCAAGCUGUGCGUCACAUCCGAGCCCGUCCUGGUCAUCCCAGUCGACGACUCUCCGUUUAGGGUCGAGGCCGAUGCCUCUGACUUUGCAACGGGUGCAGUGCUCUCGCAAAAGGCUGCUGACGGCAAAUGGCACCCGGUCGCAUACUUCUCUAAAUCGCUCAGUGAAGCAGAGCGCAACUAUGAGAUCUACGACAAGGAGCUCCUGGCCAUCAUGCUUGCGCUUGAGGAAUGGCACCAAUACCUCUUGGGCGCCCGUCACACGUUCGAAAUCUGGUCAGAUCACCAGAAUCUCACGUACUUCCAUGAAGCUUGUCGCCUCAAUUGCUGCCAAGCCCACUGGUUCACCGAGAUGCAGGAGUACGACUUUACGCUCCACCACAAGCCCGGUGGCCUCAUGGGUUGUCCUGACGCGCUUUCACGCGAAGCAGGACAUGAAAGGGGGGAGAACAACAACCAGGACGUUGUCCUGCUCAAACCCGAGUUUUGCCGUGUCCUACUUCACGCUACAGCAUUCGAUUUUGCCGGCGAAGACAAGCCCACAAUCCGUCGCAUCAAAGACUGCACUGCCGAACGAGAGGAAUCCGUCGAGCUUGCCUUGCUCAUCAAGAAUCCGCGCUGGAAAGAGCAUGCAGGCGGCCUGCUUACACACAACAACCACAUCUAUGUGCCAUCUGACGAAGCCUUACGCGCAGACAUCAUUAAAGCGCACCAUGACUCACUCGCCACGGGACACCCAGGACACUACAAAACGGAAGAGCUCAUCACACGGAUGUAUUGGUGGCCAAGCAUCAGGAAGGACAUAGGACGUUAUGUGGCAGGAUGCCGGCUCUGCCAGCGCAUCAAGUACCGACGAGAAAGCCCUCACGCGCCACUUCAGCCCAACGAGACACCUACUCGCCCCUUCGAGGUUAUCUCUAUGGAUUUUGAGCUCAAGACCUUCCUCUGCCUCUACAUGGAUUAUCACCAGAGCGAUUGGGUCAAAUACCUCAAGUCGGCGCAGUUUUUGUACAACAACAUGGUUCAUUCCUCGAAUCACGAAACACCGUUCCAUGCCUCUGAGGGACGCCACCCGUAUAGCAGACUCAAUCCCCGCACUACAGACCACAUACCUGCCGCCACGUCAUACGCACAGCAUCUCAAGAAGGUUCAUGAGGAGAUCACAUCCGCACUACAUCAGGCUAGAGAAACCAUGAAGGAGGUUUACAAUCGACAUUGCCAGGAUGCUUGCAACUAUGAGUCCAAACGUCCUUCACGCGCGCUUAAUGAAUGUCGUCAUGGCCCUUUCAAAAUCCUCGAGAGGAUUGGUGCCUCCACAUAUCGCUUGGACAUUCCCCCAACAUGGAAGACGCACAACAUGUUCAAUAAGGCUCUCCUCAUGCCCUACACCCUGCCCGCUUUCGCGAAUCAAGCCAACCCGCCAGAGCCCCCACCUGAGAUGAUUAACAGUAAAGAACGAUAUGAGGUCGAGGCCGUCAUCAACUCCAAGAUUAUCGGCCGAGGCACACACCGGAGCAUGAUGUACUUGGUCAAGUGGAAGGGAUACUAG
Peniophora sp. CBMAI 1063 is the source of this 2352-nucleotide messenger RNA. The record is from the annotation of a GenBank genome assembly. NCBI's taxonomy places the organism in Eukaryota, Fungi, Basidiomycota, Agaricomycetes, Russulales, Peniophoraceae.